GGAGUGGGCAAAUCCUGGAUAAGAAAGCACGGCAAGAAGCCAUUGCCCAAAAGCAACAUCUCGAAUCGCUCUUUGAGCUCGUCGCCAAUGUCCAACAAGUACAAGAAGCCGCACGAGCCACCGACCACGAGGUUCUGGAUCGCAACUAUUGGAUUACCCAGAACCAACUGUUGGAGGCGGAGCGACAACUGAGGAUGGUACGAGAAGAGCGGGAGCAGGAGAAAGGGGAACAACGGGCUUUGUUUGCCCAAUUUAAGCAGUCCGAUGAGAUAAGAAACCAACGGAUAGCCGAGAUGGAGGAACUACUGCGACAACAUCUAUCAGUAGCACCUUCCGUGGCUAGUGCUCCCUUAGACCCUAAUGCACCCCGAACGGUUCCUGUUGGCAAUGGCAAGAACCCCCAAAAUGCUGGCCCCCAAACAUCAGGGAAUGGCAAGCAACCAGAAGAAGCUGGCCCAGUUGGUGGAAAUGGAGGCAAGCAACCGGAAGAUGCCGGCCCAGUGCAGGGAAAUAGUGGCAGAAGACCGGUAGGGGCUGCUCCAGUGGGAGGGAAUGAGCCUUCCGAAGACGAUGACGACGAUAACAGUGAAUGGUCGCAUGGUCGGAAGAAUUGGAGAAUGAACCGAGGCGGGAACCGGAAUUCGGCGCCGCCUGAGGACGAAGAUAUGGUAGAUUCGCUCGCCAAAAUACCUUUUGAGUUCGAUAAUGCCCGGAAGCAUAACCUGCGGCAUUGGCUCAUGGAGUGCGAGAUCUACUUCGAGCAGAAGCCAAAUAAGUUCCGAACGGACAGAAAUAAGGUACUGUUCGCUGGAACGUAUACGUGUGGGUUGGCAAAGGAAUGGUUUAUGGAAUAUAUCGAGACCAAGAUGCUAGGACCGGCAGCCGCGGACUACGCUACUUGGACUCGGUUCCGUCAGGAGAUCAGAAAACGCUUCCUAAGCACUCAGGAAGCCAUGGAGAACGCGAUGAAGAUGCAGCAGUUUAAGUACUCUGCUAACAUCGGGGACUACCUGACGAGAAUGGAGAUUAUGAACCAGCAUGCUCAGAUGAAAGGAGCAUCCUAUCGCGCCGCCUUGCUCCAAGGGCUACCGAAUGAAAUUCGAGAGCGCCACUCACCCUUCGAUCCAACCGAUGACGACUCCGAGUACAUCCAACGGUUGGAACGAGCCGAUGAAGAUGUUGGGAAAAGCAGAGUCGAGAGGAAAGGAGUCGAACCAUGGUGGGAACUCCAGCAGAAGGAGAAGGGGUUUAAGAUCAAGGGAAGGGCUCAGACCGAGAAGAAAGAAAAGGGGCAAGAUAAGAAGAGCACCAGCGAGAACAAGUCGGGGAAUAAGCCAAUAUACCACGACUACGACGAAGCCACCAAAGGAGUUCCACAGCCGGUCCGGGACCAGCGGAAGACCGAUGGUGUCUGCGUGCGAUGUGGCCGAAAGGGUCAUCUUUGGAAAUGGUGUCGUUCAGAUGCUAACAGCAGUGCAUCUAUCUCCUCUUUCUCCCGAAAGCGUACCCGCGAUGACAAUGGUGACCACGAUAUGGAACCACCGGAACCCCAACCUCAGAGGAAGCGUAUGAGGCACCGUGCUAGGAAGCCGGCUGCUACGGCUGCUGCGGAGUACACCAGUGGGCAAGCGUUUGUGCGAGAACGCGGAUCGGAAUCUGAGAUGGAUUUCGAUGAGGAUUUUUAA
This is a messenger RNA of Morchella sextelata, 1685 nucleotides long. RefSeq lists its product as uncharacterized. Lineage: Eukaryota; Fungi; Ascomycota; Pezizomycetes; Pezizales; Morchellaceae. The transcript has 3 exons. Gene Ontology annotation, molecular function: zinc ion binding; nucleic acid binding. The annotation marks the transcript as partial. The record is from RefSeq and is a predicted model, not a curated record.